This is a messenger RNA of Nelumbo nucifera (sacred lotus), 2033 nucleotides long. RefSeq names its product putative E3 ubiquitin-protein ligase XBAT35. NCBI's taxonomy places the organism in Eukaryota, Viridiplantae, Streptophyta, Magnoliopsida, Proteales, Nelumbonaceae. The record is from RefSeq and is a predicted model, not a curated record. Gene Ontology annotation, molecular function: protein binding.
CGUAGUAGUUAUAGUAACAGAAAAAUCAAAGAACUUGGGAGGUUCACAUACAAGCGUCGUCCUGGAAAGCCAGAGACAGAAACAGACUUCACAUCCCUUCUCUACCUACGAAUCUCUGUUGUGCUUCUUAAAAGCUACUCGGGAUUCAUCGGUAUCGUUAUUUUACAAAGGGAACGGCAUCUCCUUUCUGGCCUUAAGAGGUUCGGUUUCCUCUUUGGGGUUGAAUAAAAGAGAAGCAUUUUUUUUUCUUCUGUUUCUGUUUCAGGAUUUUGGAAAAUUUUUGUAGAGAUUUUGUUAUUAUUUUUUUUUUCGCUUCUUGAUAUUGAAUUCUUCAUCAUGUAAGGCAUCUUAAUGUUGAUGCUGCUCUGGAUUUUAUUUUAUUGUCUCUUCAUCUUUUAAGGUCGUUUGGGGAGGAAGAUUUUGUUAUUUCUUGAUUUUUACGUCUAGUUUUAGUUUUGUGGUGGAAGAAAAGAAAUGGGUCAACAGCAAUCCAAGGAGGAGCUGCUUUAUCAGCAGGUCAAUUAUGCAAACACAGAAGGAAUCAAGUCUCUUCGAGGAGAAGGUGCAGGCCUUGAGUGGGUUGAUAGAGAAGGAAAGACUCCCCUGAUUGUUGCGUGUAUGAACUCUGAACUUUUCAAUGUUGCUAAAACUUUGAUUGAACUGGGCGCCAAUGUCAAUGCUUACCGUCCUGGAAGUCACGCGGGGACACCCUUACAUCAUGCAGCAAAAAGAAACCUUGACCAGACGGUGAAGUUACUUCUCUCCCAUGGAGCAAGUCCUUUAAUAAUGAAUGAUGAUUGUCAGACCCCACUUGAAGUAGCUAGAGCAAAGGGAUAUGGCAAUGUUGUUCGUACAAUUGAGAGCCAUAUAUGCUUUUUCUCUGGUUUCUUGAGGGAACUUUACGGACCAGGCUUUCUUGAAGCAUUAGCUCCUCAAUGGGUAUCACGAAAAAUUUGGGCUGUGGUUAUACCCUGUGGCUCCCAUAAUCCUGCAAAGCCUCUCAAAUUGGAGCUUGCUUUAUAUUGUGGUCUACAGGAUGCACAACCUCGCACAGUUAUUGCACUUUGGAAAGCUAAGAUUGAGGAACCAAAAAUUAAUCAACUUGAUCCUUCGGUGAUAAUCUUUGACAAGUCAACUAAAACACGCUAUAAGUUUGCAUCUGCAAAUGAGGGUGACAAGCAGCAAGUUUUCUUGUUUUAUAAUGCAUGUAGGGGAGUUUCCCAGGUACAUCCCCCACUGUCAUCUAAUACCCAGACUCCACCAGUUGUUCCAGCAACUGCACCCCCAUCUACUGCAGAAGAUGUAGAGUUGGCCAUGGCAAUCAGUGCCUCCCUCCAGUCACUGAGGGAAGAGAGACCACCAAUUAUUCCAAACAUCCACUCGGGCCCUGAAGAAAGCCACACAAAUGGUUGGGGGGACUCUGUAGAUAAUUCCAGUUAUAAUGGUUGGGGCCCAAGUGGAGGACCUGCACCUCAUUCGAAAGCUAGUAGUAGUGGAUGGUUGGGUGAACCAGUUAACGAUGCAUGCAAUGGAUGGGGUAUUUCAGAAGCUGGACCAAGUAGGAAUCCCAAUCAGCAUAUCCAAGCUGCCCAUGUGUCUUCUCUAGCUGUUUCUUCAACUCCAUCAGCUCCACCAAUUCCUGAAGUGGUUGCAGAUGAUGGUCCUAUUCAUUAUCCGUCAAUCGACUCUAGCCCAGUUGAUUCAUCCGCUGCAACCGUGGAUGGACUGUCCAGAACAAGCGAGGUGAAAGAUGGUGGUUCUUCGUCAUGUAUAAUAUGCUUGGAUGCUCCAAUUGAGGGGGCAUGCAUCCCCUGUGGCCACAUGGCUGGAUGCAUGUCUUGUUUGAAUGAGAUCAAAGCCAAGAAAUGGGGCUGCCCGGUUUGCCGUGCCAAGAUAGAUCAGGUUAUAAGGUUGUAUGCUGUUGUAUGAUUAGUGAGUUUUUUGGUAUGGUGGGUGGAAUUAUUAGGCUGUGUUUGGAAACAAUGCAAAUAUGUAGAGUGUAAAACGGUCUAUAUAAAUUGUUAAGUUGGGUU